Boleophthalmus pectinirostris (great blue-spotted mudskipper) is the source of this 3477-nucleotide messenger RNA. It is a transcript of the gene rlbp1b, whose product is annotated as retinaldehyde binding protein 1b. Bases 1836 to 2759 code for a protein of 307 amino acids. The record is from RefSeq and is a predicted model, not a curated record. Lineage: Eukaryota; Metazoa; Chordata; Actinopteri; Gobiiformes; Gobiidae. Gene Ontology annotation, cellular component: membrane. Gene Ontology annotation, molecular function: phosphatidylinositol bisphosphate binding. The transcript is spliced from 8 exons.
GUGCGUGUGUGUGUGUGUGGGGUGGGGUCUGUCAUGUUUGGUGUGUUUUUGGACAGAUGUGUGAGUUUGCUGUGGUCAAUGGAUAUGUGUAUACAUGUGUUUAUGUGCUGUGGUGGAGUGUACAUAGGUGACAAACGUGGCAUGGUCAGUGCUUGUGUGUGUGCUGUGGUCAGAGGAGUGGACACGUGUCCUUCACAGACCUCUUCUGUGGAGCUGGGCCGUAAAGAUGUGGACACAGACCUCUUUUUGUGCUUCAACUCAAACCUAAAGCUGCAAAUCCACAACUGUAAAUCCUCCUGAGUCCUGAGAGGCCCUACACGCACACACACACGCACAAAGGGCUCUAGCCCCUUUUGACUGAGUGAAUGUGUAUAGUGCUUUCUUUUUACGUUGUUAAACUCAUUGAAUGUUGGAUUAAGUGAAAUAAACAAAGCUUACAUUCAUAAAUAGAGGUGGCCGAUGGUGCAGAUGGACAGUCUCUCUCCAGUCAGUCUGUCUCAGGGCAGCUGUGGCUGGCCAGCAGCAAUACCUACUUUAUACCCCCUAUAAUGCCGAAGAUAAAUGAAUACUUCAUAAGAAGUAGACACUCUUGCACCUGGCAGAAAACAGCUGUCAAAACAAGAACACACUUCAGGACUCUCUAAAUUCUCUGCAUUUCGUCUGGGGGCACGACUUAGCUUAAUAAUAAUAAUAAUAAUAAGCAUUAAUAAUAAUUUUCAUUUGUCUAAAUAAACGGCUCAAUAACAGUCGGUGAGCAGCCCUAACCAAAAACCCUAAAAUUAGGGGGUGCCAUUGAUGUAUCAACUGAAAGUAUAGUAAGAGAAAAUAUGGAUGUGUUAUAAUUUUAGGUAUAAUGAAGCUUUGUCAAAAGUCUGUUUUUUAGACAUGGCAGAUCAGGUGAAUAGAAAGCACUGUGGGUUGCCAUGGUUACAAUAGAAUGUUAAGUCCUGCCCCUGGAUGAAAAUCCAGGCUUUUAGGGAAGCCCUCCUCUCUCUUCCUCCUCUGUCCUCCUUUCUCCUCCUCCUCUCCUCCUCCUCUCAGCUCUAAAACUGAGUGUUACUUCAGAGCUUUCUGACGUCAGAAGCACCAACUUUAAACUUCUUAUGACCACAUGCAAUAAAACAGCCUCUGUAAUAAACCUGGUUUUGUCCUGGUUUAGACCUGAUUUGGAUCUGGUUUAGACUGGGUUUAGUCCUAGAUUAGACCUGGAAUAGUCCAGUUAUAGACCUGAUUUAAGCAACUCUUUUCUUUUGUUGGUACUUGGUUGAAAAGUCACUGUUCUAUGGUUUGGAUCAGACACCUUCAACACUCGUGUUCUGGGAUCACGGCCUCUUUUGAUGUUCCUUAGAUGUUCGAUUAGAUGUUAGAUUAGACCUGGAAUAGACCUAGAAUAGAACUGAUGUUUGUCUCAUAAGAGGCAAGUCCCCAUGAUGUGAGUGUGUGCAGAUUUUAGUCCCCACAUUGUGAGAGAUACCUGUCCACACUUAUAAAAACUGUUCGACCUUUGACCCCACAAUCCCCUGCAGCAUUACAUCACAGCCCCUCCUUCCGUGUGCCUCAUUCACAUUCUGUUCUUUCAUCCAGAUGCCCUCCCUCAUUUCUAAACCCUCUAAUCCUCUGUGCUAUGAUUGGCUACUGCAGUUAAUUAUUCUGAUACUGCUCUGUGAUUGGUUGAUCCCAGGUGAGCAUUAUGAUGUCAUCAGUGACGCAGCAGGGGGUUCUCGGUACAAAACCUUGCAGCUGUUAAGAGCGGCACAGCACAGAACCUUGCAGCUGUUCAGAGGCUCCAGACCGUCUCCACCUCAGGAACAUCUCAGACUCAGACCUCUGGAAUCAUGGCCGUUGUGAGUGGUUCUUACCGGGCGGUGUCGGAGGAGGAGCAGGCUCUCAGGGCCAAGCUGGAGCGACUCACCGUCAAAGACCACGGCCCCGUGUUCGGCCCCUGCGCCAAACUUCCUGAUCACACACAGCAGAAGGCCAAGGACGAGCUGAAUGAGACGGAGGAGAAGCGUGUGUCUGCAGUGAAGGAGCUGAGGGCCAUGAUCAAAGAGAAGGCAGAGUCUGGAGACGAUCUUCACCGCGGUGUGAAGGACACAUUUGGAGAGAAACCAGAUGGCAUGCUGACACGAUUCAUCAGAGCGAGAAAGUACGACGUCAACAGAGCCUACGAACUCAUGAAAGGGUAUGUGCGCUUCCGUAAGGACUACCCUGAGCUGUUUGAGAACCUGACUCCAGAGGCCGUCCGCAGCACCAUCGAAGCCGGAUACCCAGGGAUCCUCCAAAGCCGAGACAAGUACGGUCGUGUGGUCCUGCUAUUCAACAUCGAGAACUGGGACUACGAGGAGAUCACCUUUGACGAGAUCCUUCGUGCGUACUGUGUGAUUCUGGAGAAGCUUCUGGAAAAUGAGGAGACUCAGAUCAACGGCUUCUGCAUCAUCGAGAACUUUAAAGGCUUCACUAUGCAACAAGCGUCUGGCAUCAAGCCCACAGAGCUCAAGAAGAUGGUGGACAUGCUGCAGGAUUCAUUUCCUGCUCGGUUCAAAGCCGUGCACUUCAUCCAUCAGCCCUGGUACUUCACCACCACCUACAACGUGGUCAAGCCCCUGAUGAAGGGCAAACUACUGGAGCGGGUGUUCGUUCACGGGGACGAGUUGGAGAAUUACUACAAAGAGUUUGACGCUGACAUUCUUCCAUCGGAAUUUGACGGAAAAGGUUCAAAAUACGACGGGAAAGCCACUGCCGCCAAGCUGUUCGAUUGAGCCAGGAAAUAAUGUUUAAAUAAAGUCUAGACUGGAGCCACAGCAGCUGCAGUGUCCCUGAGGGUUUGUGUUUAAAAUCCUUAAAGGUGCACUGUGUAACUUUUUGGUUGGGGAUCUGUCACUUGCUUGUUUCUAUGGAUAUGUCAUUGCUCUGCCUGGAAUGUUCCACAGUGUGACUUUAAACAAAUCUUACAUUUAUUCAGUUGUAGGUGGUUUUAUAGCUCACUAAUACCUAGAAAAACUGACAUUCUGACUGUGAGCAGGGUCGCCUCUCCACAGACCUGAUCUGUAACUUGGUCUGGUCUGGUCUCUAUGAAGAUAGAAAGGUUUAAUGCCAUACUUUGAAACAUUCCAGAUAAAGCAAAACGUAUCUAUGGAGAAUAGUAUGAGUUGUGAUGGGUCCUCCACUGGAAAAAGUUACACAAUGCACCUUUAAGUUUGUGUUCAAAAGUAGAUUCGACUCUGGCAGGAUCCAGACUCCAGAGUUUAAAUUAAUGUAAGAUUCAGAUCAUGUGAUGUAAUGAUGGUUUCCAUGUGAACCAGCUGUGCCUGUCAAUAAAGUUAUCUCAAAUAUUUAUUCAUUUGUCUUUUCAUUUGUAACACUUCACAUGUCACAUAAAGGGGCUUCAGAGAGUUUUUUUUUUUUUUUAAGGAUGCACCGAUACCAAUAUUAAUGUAGAAUAUGAUAUAUUCUUGUACCAACAUUUAUUAUUAUUAU